AUGUCUUGUCCGUUUUUACGUCAGGAACAUGUUGCUGAUGGUGCCAGAAUAAUUCAAAGAGCUUUUCGAAUCAAUCGCAUUUUGCGAGAUCGACAGGAUCCUUUAGCGCAGCGCGAUAAUCUAUUGAUUGAGAGAUAUUGUUUUUCUCGGGAGGGUCUCAUCUACAUUAUAAACUUGUUGGAGCCACACGUUAAAAGUUUGACUGGUCGGAGUCGGGCUUUAACAACUGCACAAACAGUUUGUAUUGCUCUGCCAUUCUUUGCGAGUGGCACUUUCCUUUACACCAUUGGAGAUGCCGAAAACUUGUGUAAAAGUGCUGUAUGUCGUGCCAUUCGCAAAGUUUAUCUGGCACUCAAACAGUUUUUAGGGGGUUUUGUCGUAUUUCCAAGCCACUUAAGACCACAGGCUGUGAAGCAAAUUUUUUUUGCCAUUGCAGGCUUCCCUAACGUGAUUGGUGCCAUAGACUGCACACACGUCCCCAUCAAGGCCCCACCUGGCCCCAAUGAAGGGGAUUUUGUGAACAGAAAGGGAUUUCACAGUGUAAAUGUGCAGAUGGUGCGUGAUUCCAUGUUCCACAUCACAAAUGUGGAAGCCAAAUGGCCUGGUUCUGUGCAUGACUCCAGGAUUUUCAGAGAGUCACAUUUAUGCACAUUAUUUGAACGUGGUGCUUACGACGGGAUCCUGCUUGGUGACAGGGGCUAUGCCUGCAGGCAGUACUUCAUGAUGCCAUUCCCUGACCCAAACCCUGGACCACAAAGCCGUUUCAAUACAGCUCUAGCCAGGACAAGGGCACGCAUUGAAAUGACCUUUGGGCAACUAAAGGGAAGAUUUCAGUGUCUGAAGGGUCUGAGGGUUGCACCUGACAGGGCCUGUGACAUUAUUGUUGCAUGUGCCAUCCUGCUCAUCAUCAUCAUACUAUCUCGAGGCCUCAAGAUAGUAUCUUGUGGCCACGAGAUAGUAUCUCGAGGCCACAAGAGAUAG
This is a messenger RNA of Perca flavescens (yellow perch), 981 nucleotides long. Its product is annotated as putative nuclease HARBI1. The record is from RefSeq and is a predicted model, not a curated record. NCBI's taxonomy places the organism in Eukaryota, Metazoa, Chordata, Actinopteri, Perciformes, Percidae. The coding region runs from base 1 to 981 and encodes 326 amino acids. The transcript is spliced from 4 exons.